AUGAGCAGCAACAAGAUUAAUAAAUGGGGUUUUAUUGAAAUUGAAAAUUUAUGGAGAGGAAAAGAUAAUGUAUCUUCACUCAAUCGUAAUGCUGAAAAGGCAUGUGAGGAUUUGAUAAACCAACCGCAACAUAUAUCAAGGCGAUUCGAUAAUUUUAAUGCUGAACAAGUUGCAACAAAUCGUCUUCGGUUAAGAGCUCACAUACUUGUGGUGCGAUUGCUUGCACUCCAAGAGAUUCCGUUUAGAGGCCACGAUGAGAAAUCUAGUUCGUCCAAUCGUGGCAAUUUUUUUGAAUUUUUGGAUGUGCUGGCCAUGGAGAAUGACGAACUUUCAAAGGCAAUUGUGAAAGCUCCCAAAAAUGCCAAAUAUACAAGUCAUGAUAUUCAAAAACAAAUACUUUAUGUGUUUUCAGUGAGAUUGAAAAAUGCAAUUCGUGAAGAAAUUGGAGUUGCCAAGUAUUGCAUUAUUAUUGAUGAAACCCGUGAUGAGUCAAAAAAAGAGCAAAUGUCUAUUGUGUUGCGGUUUGUGGACACUAAUGGAUUCAUUCAAGAACGUUUUUUUUGGCUUGCUCAUGUUUCCGAUACUGCAGCUUUGACUUUAAAGAACGCAAUAUAUUCUGCUUUGGCUCAUUACAAUUUGGAUGUUCAAAAUAUUAGAGGUCAAGGUUAUGAUGGGGCCAGUAAUAUAAGGGGUGAAUUCAAUGGAUUGCAAGCUUUGAUUAUGAAAGAUUGUAAGAUUGCUUACUAUGUUCAUUGCUUUGCUCAUCGGCUACAGUUGGCUCUUCGUAAUGAUGAAUUGAAGAAAGCUCACACGGAUGACAUUGCCCAUUUGAUUUCUAUUAAUGAACUCGAGACAAUGCCUGGACUUAAUCAGAUCGGCACUUUACAACAAGCUGCUGAUACGCGUUGGAGUUCUCAUUUCAGAUCAUUAUCAAGUUUGAUCAGGAUGUUCAGUGCAACAUGUGCGGUGUUGCUCAAAGUUAUGGAGGAUGAGCUUCCUUCCCAACGAGCCGAUGCAACAUCUGUUUAUGAUGAAAUGACUUCGUUCGAUUUUGUAUUUAUCUUACAUCUAAUGAGUGAGAUUAUGGGGAUCACAGAUUUUCUUUGCCAGACUUUACAAAGGAAGUCUCAAGACAUUUCGAAUGCAAUGGAGCUUGUGUCAUCUACAAAAAGAUUACUACAAGAGUUAAGGGAUGACAAGUAG
Messenger RNA from Asparagus officinalis (garden asparagus), 1203 nucleotides. RefSeq names its product zinc finger MYM-type protein 1-like. The record is from RefSeq and is a predicted model, not a curated record. Bases 1 to 1203 code for a protein of 400 amino acids. The transcript has 3 exons. Lineage: Eukaryota; Viridiplantae; Streptophyta; Magnoliopsida; Asparagales; Asparagaceae.